Molecule: messenger RNA, 456 nt
Organism: Strongylus vulgaris
Lineage: Eukaryota; Metazoa; Nematoda; Chromadorea; Rhabditida; Strongylidae
Source: the annotation of a GenBank genome assembly
AUGGCUCCUUCACUGACUUUGGACCGCGCUGACUCGGUGGACCUUACCAAAAGGAAAGGAGUGAAUGGUGAUUCUGGGCAGGUAUCAGCGAAGCGUCCUCGAAGAUCAAAGCAGCGAUCAUUAGCGCCUGACGCAGAGCUUGGCUACAAUAAUGGAUGUGUCGUAGAAGAGUAUAAAGGUUUUUCUAACAAGUAUACAGAGCCUGUUAUCUUAGUGACGUACAAAGAGCCUUUGCCCGUCGGCUUCGAGAACAGGCAGGAUGAGAUAGUUCCUGUUAGGAUCGUCGCGGAAAAAGAUCCACAAGGGUCACACCCAUAUCUCGCUGGUCCUUUUUCGAUCCCGUUGUUUGAUAAAUUGCUUUCUGUUUCAUCGGGGAAUAAGAAUGAGGUAAUCUCAGUGCCCCUGUUGCGUGUUGCAGCUCGUCACCAACUUAAUAAAAGCUACGUAUUUUUUUAA